GAAACGCGAGCGUUUGUGUCGUGUCGAGUUGAGGGGCGAAUGACUCGCGUCAGCACUCUGAAAACUUUGAUUAUUUUCCAAAUUUGCGGGCGAGGCUUGCUUUCGUGCGGAUAACAACCGCGAUUUUGACAUCCGGACGGAACUGCCGGCGCUUUUUUGAGCCUCUCAAUCUGCAUUUGCAAUUGCGAGAUCGGACGCAGAGUUGGAUUUCAGGCUCUGACCCGGACAGUUCUCAGAAUCGUUUUUGCAAGCGUUCGUCAGACCUUUGUAGCUUGGAUCCAGAUUCUGGGCAAGAUGGAGCGCAACCUGUGGCGAGACGCCGAGAUCAAGGCCCUCCUGGACAUCAUCGAAAAGGAGAAAAUCCUGAACAUGAUAAACGAGAAGAAGUUCCGCAACGAGCAGAUCUUCCGCUUUGUGGAGUCAGAAAUGCACGCCCGCGGCUUCACCAGGAAAAACUACCAACAGAUCUGGACAAAGUGGAAGUUUCUGAAGUCGUCGUACGUGACAACGACCCGCCACAAUUCAGUGCCGGGAAACACGCCACGCACCUGCGACUACUAUUUUCUGCUGGAUCGGAUUCUGCAUGACGACUGUUGCCCGUCCGUGGUGGCUUCCGCCGCGACGCCGGGCCUUGACGUGAACGGCGGCAUCGAGAUCAAACAGGAAGUUGUCGACGAGCCUGAACCAGAGUCCAUUUUGCCUGAUCCCGAAAUAGUUUCUACACCCGUACUCUCUCCAAAAGCAAUCAUACCUGAAAUAAUGACAAACGGUCAUCUAAAAAGAAAACUAAACCACACCGUCCCCAUUGUUAACAACAAUAGCACAAACAACCAUAUCAACAAUAGUAUGAACAAAAUGCCCACCCCGCCGUCACCUAAAGAAGAAUAUCCAGAUCAGCUCUCAUUCGAAGAUCUAAACGGGGGUCUAGAUGACGAGCCUUCCUCCAAGCGGAAACCUCUUCAAGGAAGCUACUUCCGUGCAAUGAAAGAGCUUGCCAACAAUCUAAGACAAAUGCAACGGGAUCUAAUCGACGAAUUCUUCAAGAAGCAGGAAGAGUUAAUGCGCGAAGAACAUGAAUUUCAGAAGCAGCAGGACGAAGUGCUGUUACGAAGUUUCGAGGAGCAAACUAGACUUCUGCUGGAUGGGGCUCGAAAUUUGAUUUCAAGUGGAGUCACUGAGAUGCCUGAUAUUGUGUAUAUUAAUGAAGAUUAGAGUUUUUCUAUUUAAAAUUGAGAUUUUAGUUUAGUUUCUUUUUGAUUAACAGCUGAAUAGGUACAGAAAACGUAAUAAUAAAUUCUAGUAAAUAUAAGAAUGUAUAUUUAAGCAGCCAAAGUGAAAGUAUUGACGUUCCUAAGUGAGGAAAAUAGAACUGAACUGAAAGUGUCGCUUCGCGAUUUAUUCAAUCAACAAUCAAAAUUUCCAUAAAAUAAUUUAGAUAGGAACAUUUGAAAAACUGUUGAGUUUGUAUUGCUUCGGAAAUUAUCUCAAUAAUUUUCCAUUGAAUUCAGACCUAAGUUCGACUUUAUUCUCAUAACAAGAAUAACUGCGUACCUUUUAGUAGAAACAAUGCCCGCCUGGGUACUAAUCGGAGAGCUUUACGAUUAUUGUUUUUUUUUUACUAUGUCAAAGAGUUUACUCCCAAGAAAGUGAUUUAGUUAAAACUAAGAUUAAUAUAAAAAUAUAAUAGAAAUAAAAAGUUUCAACAUUUAAA
Hermetia illucens (black soldier fly) is the source of this 1711-nucleotide messenger RNA. RefSeq lists its product as uncharacterized. The coding region runs from base 295 to 1212 and encodes 305 amino acids. The transcript is spliced from 3 exons. NCBI's taxonomy places the organism in Eukaryota, Metazoa, Arthropoda, Insecta, Diptera, Stratiomyidae. The record is from RefSeq and is a predicted model, not a curated record.